GCGCCUUUUUAAAGCAGCCACAAAACUUUGGCGCUUCUCAGUUUCUGAAAUUUUCACAAAACCAGAGGGAAGACCAAACGCUUCGUCAACAACAGAUGAUGGACUUCGAUCAACUUCUCGAACUCGACAACGACGACCCAGUUCUCAACCCCCCUACUGCUAAGAAAAGGAAGAAAGUUAUUGGGUUGGAUGAUCUGUUGACUGAUUUCUACAAAGAAGAAGACAAACUUGUUGAAAAGGCAGCCAGAAAAGCAAAGGCAAAGGCGCAGCGGAAGGAUGAUUCAGACGAGGAGGAUCAACACCAAGAGGCUUCCCUCUGUCAACUUGUUGAUACUUGCGAAAACCAGAUAAAAGAUAUAGGUGGCAAGGAGGAUAGCUUUGUGUGGGGGAUAUGUGUUUUCAGAGACCAGAAAUCCCCACCUCCUCUAGCUUUUCCGGAGCUUGAGAGUUGCGCGCUCUUGCAGUCUUUCAUGAACAACAAGCUCAAUUCUGAAUUUCAGAUCUGUUUGGACAACGGGAACACUUUGCUGGAAGGGUUAUUAGUAAAUGGCUGGCUUUCAAAUGUAGUUUUUGCUAAGGGUCAUGUGGAAAAGUCUGUAGCCAUGUGGACCUUUAAUUUGAUGGCUUAUUCAUCAAUAGAAGAGUUGAGGACAUCUGCGUGUGACUUCUGGUGUGCUAUUCUUUCAUCCAAAAAUGAGCCGGUUACAAUUGAUUGGUUCGCUAGCUAUUCUGAGUUAAAAGUGGCUCUUGAAAACUAUGGUUUUCUGUUCAACUUUUCAAAUAUGGAAAAUGUUUAUUCCAAUUCUGUUCGUCAAGGUCCAGCCCAGAACAUUAGAGCGUGGAUCAAAUAUGUAACUACUGCUUGUCAAGUGAGGAGCAAAAAAGCUAUAUAUUUGACCUCAGAAGCAGAAGAGUUGAUGGAAGUUAUAAUUUAUCUGUUUCUAGACCGCCAGCUUCAAGGUCUGUUUGUGCUUCUGCAUGAAUGCAUGCAGUCAGCCAUCAGUUACUUCACAGAAGAUGAAUGGCAAUCUAGCUGUGAGAAGAUAGCAAAAUCUCUUGCUUGCAGAAUCCCCAAGGAUGUGAACUGCUUAAGAAUUGUAGAAUGCAUUUCGGGAGCCAAGACUCGCAGCAAGCUGUUUAGAAGUGUGGUUGCCUAUCAAAUCCUUCAUAGUUGCUUUGAUUAUAAGGCCCGGGAUGAAGUAGAGAUCCUAAAUUUGUUAAUCUCAGUUAAUGUGAAAGAGAAAAACUGUGAUUUCUUCAAGCUGUAUGUAUACUUGGUGUUGACCGAGAAUUGGCUCUUGUCUAAUCAAGAGAAUCGAGUCUUGAUUGAAAUGUGGCGUCUGUACUUACGAAACUGUUCUUGCCUGAUCGCCAGUACAGAUUUGAGAUCCUUUGCCUCAAAGGCCCGUAAUAAGGCUUCAUAUCUUCUGCAAGGCACCAUCACCCAAUGAAUUAUGGGAAGUUGAAACAAAACGCGGUGAUGGGAGGAAGCAGGUCGAACAUCCCUUGAUUUGUUGAAGCGGGUGAAUUGCUUAUGACUGGGAGCUGUGUUCAAGACUAGCCCUCUGUUUUUUUUUUUUUAGGAUGAACGCGUGCGAUCCGGACAUACUUUGAACCAUAGCGGGGGUUUUGCCUGUAGUAGUAUAUAGAAAUGUUCGUUUUAUGUAUUUGGUCAAUUUUGUAAAUGUAUGAUACUAGUUUGACAAAUGCAGAGUAGAGUAAGAAAGGCUUAUUCC
Messenger RNA from Fragaria vesca subsp. vesca, 1736 nucleotides. RefSeq lists its product as uncharacterized. The coding region runs from base 96 to 1451 and encodes 451 amino acids. The record is from RefSeq and is a predicted model, not a curated record. Lineage: Eukaryota; Viridiplantae; Streptophyta; Magnoliopsida; Rosales; Rosaceae. The transcript has 13 exons.